Melampsora larici-populina 98AG31 is the source of this 720-nucleotide messenger RNA. RefSeq lists its product as uncharacterized. Gene Ontology annotation, biological process: protein sumoylation. Gene Ontology annotation, cellular component: nucleus. The record is from RefSeq and is a predicted model, not a curated record. Gene Ontology annotation, molecular function: protein tag activity; ubiquitin-like protein ligase binding. The transcript is spliced from 12 exons. Lineage: Eukaryota; Fungi; Basidiomycota; Pucciniomycetes; Pucciniales; Melampsoraceae. Bases 1 to 720 code for a protein of 239 amino acids.
AUGGUGAUUAUAUCUACUGUUUCUCAUGAUGUCGUGCCAGAAACACAACAUAUUUCAAUCAAGGUCGCAUUUCCUGAUGAGAUUCCACCCUUAUACUUUAAAAUCAAAAAAACUACAAAACUUACCAAAAUAUACAAUCACAUCGCAAGAAAAUAUGGUGUAAGUCGACAUGGAGGAGCUUUUAGACUAGAAUUUUUGGGUGAAACUUUACGAGUAGAUGACUCAACCCCUGAGGAUAUGAAUAUGGAAGAUGGAGAUUGUUUGUAUUUGUUUUGGAUUACGAGACCGGGAACGGCUGUUGGAGCAGAAGCAGAAAGUAUCACCCUUAGAGUCAAGAUGCCCGAUGAGAUUGAACCAAUCUACCUCAGAAUGAAAACAACUGCAAAGCUUUUCAAAUUGAAUAAUAUUAUUGCAGACCAGUUGGGUGUAAGUCAAGAUAGAAACAUUUUCAGACUUGAAUUUUUGGGCGAGACUUUAAUACUAGAUGAUUCAACACCUCAAGAGAUGCAUAUGGAAGAUUGGGAUUGUCUUUAUUUAUUUUGGACUAACAGAUCAGGGACUGAUGUUGAAACACAAGGAGAAAAUGGUACCAUUGAUGUCAGCGUGUUUAAAAAUGUGCUUGCAGAAAAGCUUAGUUUAGAUCAAUUUGAGAGAAGGCUGAUGGAUUACCAUUGGUGUCAAGGCUGUGAUUAUGGAAGAUGGGCAGUGCAUUCAUUCUGA